ACAUGCCACGCCCUCUCCCUCCCUAUCCUCAAAGACCAAUCCGAUAUCCGAUAAAAAGCGCGCACCGGCGUGGCGCGCUUCCUCCCGAGCCCCGAUCAUCUCCCUCUUCGUCAUGGCUCUGCCGUCCGCCGGCUCGUUCGCGGCAUGCAGCCUCCAGCCAAGGGUUAGCAUUCGGGCGUGCCAUGCCCCGAGGCCGCCGCCACACCUGCAGCCGGGUGCGGCUGCGGCGGUAUCGUCUGCGAGGACGCGGCAGCAGCGCCGGGCGAACGCGACCAAGGGUGGAGUGUCCACCGUGUGCGAGCCGCUGGGCCCCGACCGGCCGGUCUGGUUCCCCGGCAAACCCGCUCCGCCGUGGCUCGACGGCAGCCUUCCAGGAGACUUUGGAUUUGACCCUCUCGGACUAGGUUCGGAUCCGGAGUCGCUGCGGUGGUUCGCGCAGGCGGAGCUGAUGCACGGGCGGUGGGCGAUGCUGGCGGCGGCGGGGAUCCUGAUCCCGGACCUGCUGGCGCGGUGGGGCUUCAUCGACGCCGGCUACUCGUGGUUCGACGCCGGGUCCCGCGAGUACUUCGCGGACCCGUGGACGCUCUUCAUCUCGCAGAUGGCGCUGAUGGGGUGGGCGGAGAGCCGGCGGUGGGCGGACAUCCUCAAGCCCGGCUGCGUCGACAUCGAGCCGCGCUUCCCCAACCGCAAGAACCCCGUCCCGGACGUCGGGUACCCCGGCGGCAUUUGGUUCGACUGGGCCAACUGGGGCCGCGGGUCCCCGGAGCCCGUCAUGGUGCUGCGCACCAAGGAGAUCAAGAACGGCCGCCUCGCCAUGCUCGCCUUCGUCGGCUUCUGGUUCCAGGCCGUGUACACCGGCCAGGGCCCCAUCGACAACCUCCUCGCGCACCUCGCCGACCCCGGCCACUGCAACAUCUUCUCGGCGUUCACGUCCCACUGAUACGACCAUGCUGUUUCGGAGUUGAAGGCUUCAGGGAGUGAAGUAAGCCAAGAAAAACAAAAGGAUCUGUUCUUUUUUUUUUAGAAUAAUUGGAGUACUUCGCUUGGGCCACGUACGGUAUCAUUUUGGCCUUGGACAUGUCGUUUGUACCUACAUAGAAAUGUUAAACCACUUGUACAAACGUAGUAGAAAUAUAUACCAGGGAUCGCGAUGAUACUAACCAGCA
Molecule: messenger RNA, 1166 nt
Organism: Sorghum bicolor (sorghum)
Lineage: Eukaryota; Viridiplantae; Streptophyta; Magnoliopsida; Poales; Poaceae
Product: photosystem I chlorophyll a/b-binding protein 6, chloroplastic
Exons: 5
Coding region: 113-940 (275 amino acids)
Biological process (GO): response to light stimulus; photosynthesis, light harvesting in photosystem I
Cellular component (GO): membrane
Source: RefSeq, a predicted model, not a curated record